CAUAAUAUUUUCAUGACCAUGCUUUCUCCUCUUCUUUUAUAAACCCCUCAUAACCUCUCUCUUCAUUUCAUAGCUCAAUACUACUGCUCACAAGCCACAACACAAAACGUCCUUUCUAUCUCUCUCUCUCUCCCUUAAAUGGUCAUGGGGGCUCAUCGACAUUUUGAGCCAGUAAUGAAAUGUAGCACCGAGAGACGAUCAAAUCAGACGGUGGCUGCAGACCUUGAUGGCACCCUUCUUGUGUCAACAAGUGCUUUUCCCUACUUCUUGCUUGUUGCACUUGAAGCUGGGAGCAUCUUAAGAGCGCUAAUCCUUUUAGCAUUGGUUCCAUUUGUAUAUUUUGUAUACGUGUUUGUAUCGGAGGCAAUGGCAAUCAAGACCUUAGUGUUCAUUACCUUCGCAGGACUUAAAAUAAGAGAUGUUGAGCUUGUUGCGAGGUCGGUGCUGCCCAGAUUCUAUGCGGAUGAUGUUCAUCCUGAAACUUGGAGGGUGUUCAAUUCCUUUGGCAAAAGAUACAUAGUCACUGCUAAUCCUAGGAUUAUGGUCGAGCCAUUUGUCAAGACCUUUUUAGGUGCUGACAAGGUUCUUGGCACUGAGUUAGAGGUUACAAAAUCUGGCAGGGCAACUGGUUUCGUCAAGAAACCUGGAAUUCUUGUUGGAAAACAUAAAAGAGACGCCAUCUUAAAAGAAUUUGGCACUAAUUUGCCUGAUUUAGGCCUGGGGGACCGCGACACUGACCAUGACUUCAUGUCCAUAUGCAAGGAAGGAUACAUGGUGCCAGCAAGCAAGUGUGAGCCACUGCCAAGAAACAAGCUGCUAAGCCCUGUGAUAUUUCACGAGGGACGAUUAGUUCAGAGGCCUACUCCUCUGGUUGCCCUCUUGACAUUUCUAUGGAUGCCAAUUGGAAUUAUUCUGUCAAUCCUCAGGGUCUACCUUAAUAUCCCAUUGCCUGAGAGAAUUGCCUGGUACAAUUACAAGAUCCUGGGAAUUAAAGUUGUGGUUAAGGGCACUCCUCCACCACCUCCCAGGAAAGGCCAAAGUGGAGUUCUCUUCAUUUGCAACCAUCGUACUGUUUUAGACCCUGUUGUGACUGCAGUAGCCCUAAGAAGAAAAAUUAGCUGUGUGACGUAUAGCAUAAGCAAGUUCACUGAAAUAAUUUCGCCCAUUAAAGCUGUUGCUUUAUCAAGGGAGAGAGAAAAAGAUGCCGCUAAUAUCAAGCGUCUGCUGGAGGAAGGUGACUUGGUGAUCUGCCCUGAAGGGACCACCUGUAGAGAGCCAUUUCUUUUAAGAUUUAGUGCUCUUUUUGCUGAACUUACAGAUAGAAUAGUGCCUGUUGCAAUUAAUACAAAACAAACAGUCUUCCAUGGCACUACAGUUCGAGGGCACAAAUUGUUGGAUCCUUAUUUCGUGUUCAUGAAUCCAAUGCCAACUUAUGAGAUCACCUUCUUGAAUCAGCUGCCCACGGAGCUCACUUGCACAGGUGGGAAAUCCGCCAUUGAAGUUGCAAAUUACAUACAGAAGGUGCUUGCUGGGACACUGGGAUUUGAGUGUACUAGUUUGACUAGGAAGGACAAGUAUGCUGCGCUUGCAGGCACAGAUGGCCGAGUUCCAUCUAAAAAGGAAAAAGAAAACGAAAAAGAAAAGGCUUAAGAUAGAAGAAAUUGGCAUAAAUUUGCAAAUUUCUUUAUCUCCUUAUUAAUUGUUUUCAUAUGUUUGAAACUUUAUCACAAAAAUAAACAUUUAUCUUAAUGAUGUUCAGUAUAAAUCAAAUAACCUUUUUUUAAAA
This is a messenger RNA of Hevea brasiliensis (rubber tree), 1786 nucleotides long. Its product is annotated as glycerol-3-phosphate 2-O-acyltransferase 6. Bases 139 to 1650 code for a protein of 503 amino acids. Gene Ontology annotation, cellular component: membrane. The record is from RefSeq and is a predicted model, not a curated record. NCBI's taxonomy places the organism in Eukaryota, Viridiplantae, Streptophyta, Magnoliopsida, Malpighiales, Euphorbiaceae. Gene Ontology annotation, biological process: cutin biosynthetic process. Gene Ontology annotation, molecular function: glycerol-3-phosphate 2-O-acyltransferase activity; phosphatase activity. The transcript is spliced from 2 exons.